This is a messenger RNA of Adineta ricciae, 321 nucleotides long. The record is from the annotation of a GenBank genome assembly. Lineage: Eukaryota; Metazoa; Rotifera; Eurotatoria; Adinetida; Adinetidae.
AUGCAUCCAGUUCGUGCUGUAAAAGAAAAAAUCGGUUCUGCUCUGGAAGAAAUCGCUGUCACUGCACCGCAAUUAGUCAAAGAUGCAGUCGUUGCUGCAAGUGAUAAGAUACAAGAGUAUAACGAGAAAGUCUUAGAGCCUGAACAGCAACGAUUUGCCGAAGAACAUAACUAUACUCAUGGUGGUACACGUGAAACAAUCGCGAAACAUUUGAUAGGCGUAAGUAAAUAUGAAGCGGGUGCACACUUUCUCAAUGAACAUGUGGUGAAUCCGAUGCGUUCAAAAGACGAGCAGCAGGAUUCACCAUCGAUAACGAAUUAG